This is a messenger RNA of Trichechus manatus latirostris (Florida manatee), 1971 nucleotides long. RefSeq names its product peroxisomal biogenesis factor 11 alpha (gene PEX11A). Gene Ontology annotation, biological process: peroxisome fission. The transcript has 3 exons. Bases 24 to 674 code for a protein of 216 amino acids. Gene Ontology annotation, cellular component: peroxisomal membrane. The record is from RefSeq and is a predicted model, not a curated record. Lineage: Eukaryota; Metazoa; Chordata; Mammalia; Sirenia; Trichechidae.
CUCUUGGCCUGGGGCUGGGAGCCAUGGACGCUUUCACUCGCUUCACCAACCAGAUCCAAGGCCGGGACCGACUCUUCAGAACCACUCAGUAUACAUGCAUGUUGCUUAGAUAUUUGUUAGAGCCUAGAGCUGGCAAAGAGAAGGUGGUAAUGAAGCUCAAGAAACUGGAGUCCAGUGUGAGCACUGGCCGUACAUCCAACUUAAACCGAGUGGUUUAUUUCAUCUGUGACACCAUCCUCUGGGUGAAAAGUGUAGGGCUUGCCUCUGGCAUCAACAAAGAGAAAUGGCAAAUGUGGGCUGCCCGUCACUACUAUUAUUUUCUCCUGCUGAGCCUGGUCAGGGAUCUGUAUGAAAUCUCCUUGCAAAUGGAACAGGUUGCACACGACAGGGCAAAGAAGGAGAAAUCACCAUCCCAGAAUCCUCCUGGGCACAGUGUGGCGGAUGAGGAAACAGAAUGGCUCCAGUCCUUUCUCCUUCUCUUAUUCCGAUCCCUGAAGAAGCAUCCUCCCUUGCUCCUGGACAUAGUGAAGAACCUUGGUGAUAUUAUGAACCCUUUGAACCAGCUGGGGAUCUAUAAAUCCAAUCCUGGCAUCAUUGGACUUGGAGGUCUUAUGUCCUCUAUAGCAGGCAUCAUCACUGUGGCAUAUCCUCAGAUGAGGCUGAAGACCCACUAAGGCAGGAUUAGCACCUGCUUAAAAAAGUGACCUCUUAGUGGAAUGGCCAUUUGUAUUAAUCACAGACCAUGUCAUACUGAGCUUAAGGACUUGUUCACAUGAGCAUUUAGUGACCUGUGAUGUGAGCAGAAGUGGGACCAGGAAUGGAGAAGAAGAGGAUCAUGAAAAUUUAUGUAUAGUUUUUAGAGAGCUGAUGUGACUUCUGAAUAUUUUCUCUUCAUCUAACAUUUAUUGAGUAUCUCAUAUGUAUUGUAGGAGCUUAGUGUUUGUUGAAUGAGUAAAAAUUGAAAGAGAGCCAACCCGACAAAUAAGUAAACACUAAUAUAUAGUAACUUGGGUUGUGUGGAUCAUUGGUUUUGCACAACUACCGUAGGUGUGGUACUCAGUGCUCUCUUAGAUCUAGUAGAGGCCCCCGUUUUUCUCUGAUCAGUUCCUCCCCCUCCUCCACACAUGCCAGUGGCAGGAUGGAGGGGAGCUUAUUAGCCCUUACCAUCACUGCGCUCUGAUCCUUUUUCUGUCCAGAAGCAGAAUCAGAAAAGCACUGGGAACCUUCAUGGUAUAUAAAUUGAAUCUAUGGGAAGAGUUCUUUAGGUAGUGAGUAAGUAAGCAAAAAUCAGAAGCAGACAGAAGGGACUUAAGGUGAAAAUAAUGUGACGGUCACAAAGGAUAACUGUAUGUAGCCUGUGACGGAGGAGGAAACUGAGGUGGAAAAAGCUGAAGUGAUGUACAUUCAAGGCUCCCAGUCCAAUGUUCUUUCUGUGAUAUCUCACUGUCUUCCUGAUUUAGUAGAAGUGUGAGAAUCUGUAGGAUCCUGUGCUUUUUGCCUCACUCUCCCAAAAUUUGGAACCUCUGUUGGUCAGUGAUUAUAUUCUAUAAAAAUUUAAAACCAUAUCUAAACUUAUGAGCUAAAUUGUUUUAAUCAAAACCCUGUAAUAGUUUGGACACUUCUACAUUAAUUUUCAUCAAAAUUUACACAGUUAAAAAAUUUUAUAAUUCCUCCAUGAAUUUAGGAGCAUCACAAUUUUUUAUGAUAAAUCAGACUUUCAAAUGGUUGGGGGAGGUGGAAAAGAACACUAAGGAACCAGUGAAGAGGACAUAGAGUAUUGAAAUGAUGCCAUUUACUCAUGUUCCUACUUCCAGUCUCGGGUGUUGGGUUCUUAUUUGUGAUUAUAGAUCCCUUAGAUUGAGGGAGGUGAGGUGAGAAAUAGGAUGUUUUUAGGUAGAAGGCCAGUGUCAGCCCUCCCAGUUAAAGCCAUCUCAUUUAUCUGAAUGGACGUGAGAAAAUGUGAACUAAAUA